Molecule: messenger RNA, 3753 nt
Organism: Diaporthe citri
Lineage: Eukaryota; Fungi; Ascomycota; Sordariomycetes; Diaporthales; Diaporthaceae
Exons: 4
Coding region: 1-3753 (1250 amino acids)
Biological process (GO): peptidyl-serine phosphorylation; autophagy
Cellular component (GO): cytoplasm
Molecular function (GO): protein binding; protein serine/threonine kinase activity; ATP binding
Source: RefSeq, a predicted model, not a curated record
AUGGCCCUGAGACCCAGCCGACCCAGCAGGAAUGUCCUCGAUCCUCGCCGCCUGGGGAAGCAGAACUCUGGCUUUUCAGAUGACGACAUCGCCGAUAUAAUAUGCCUCCUCCUUCCCUAUUCGAACGGCGCCCGCGCCGAGCUUCGCGAGAUGGCCCUGCGAACUUCUCAACACAUGGUCGACGCGGACGAGGCAGCGCAUCCCGACCUACAAGCACUCGAGGGCCAGAGCAUCAUGCCGCAUCUUGUUGGCGAGCAUGCCUUGGUCUUGCGUCUUUCAGCGCAUGUCAAGGACCCUCUCCAGGGCUUCACGUUCGGUCGGAAUGUCACACGGUGUGAUGUGUGCUUCCACAACGAUCCUAUGAGGAGGCUCAGCAACAUACAUUUUCGGAUCUACCUCAACGAGUAUGGCGUCCUUAUGCUGGAGGACUCUUCCAUAAAUGGGACCGUUGUCGAUGGAACGCUGCUGAAGGCCAGGCAAGGGGACCGAGCAAAAACAGGAGAAAAGAAGCUACCGAAGCGCAGGACCAUCAACCCGGGCUCAAAGAUACAGAUCCUCAUGCACGAGGGCCAGGAUGAUCUGGACUUUAUCGUGCAGAUCCCACGCCGGGAAGGAGACUAUGAGGAAACAUACAGGAGGAAUCUGACUCGUUACAUGAAGCGCCUGCAACAGAUCCGCGCUGAGAACGAGCCUGUAGAUGCGGCCAAGACCAUAACAGCUGGACCAGGGGGACAUGUGGACUUGUUCCCUGUGAACGAAACCAAACAGCCGACGCCACGUGCCAAGCGUCAACUGCGACUGCCAGACGAUCCAACGCAGGAGGACAUGGGAAGAUUGCCCAAGGAGUGGACUGGCUCGAACAGGUACAACCGUGUUGGGCGCAUCGGCAAAGGCGCCUUUGCGACAGUUUACAAAGUGACUGCGAAAUUCGACGGGAAACCGUAUGCCGCCAAGGAGCUAGACAAGCGGAAAUUCAUGAAGAACGGCGUGCUCGAUCAGAAAGUCGAGAAUGAGAUGAGGAUCAUGCAAAGAGUGAAGCAUGCGAAUAUCGUCGAGUACAUUGAGCAUAUUGACUGGGACGAUCGGCUUAUGAUCAUCAUCAUGGAGUAUGUCCCUAACGGUGAUCUUGGCAGCCUCAUCGGCGAUAAUGGGCCGCUGAGAGAGGACAUCGUCCGGGAGAUGUCCAGUCAAAUGCUCAGUGCGUUGUCAUACCUACACGCCAACAACAUCACGCACCGUGAUGUUAAGCCAGACAACAUUCUCUGCCACUCGUACAGUCCUUUCGUCGUCAAGCUGACAGACUUCGGGCUUUCCAAAAUGGUUGAAACCGAGCAGACCUUCUUGAAAACCUUCUGUGGAACAUUAUUGUACUGCGCUCCAGAAGUGUACAACGAAUUUGCAGAAUACGAUGAGUACGGCCACAGGCAUCCGAGGAACAGGCACCGCCGCAGACCCCAGGGUCAGCGAUACGACCAUGCUAUAGACAUUUGGUCUCUGGGCGGCGUGCUAUACUAUACCCUUACGGGGGAUCCUCCCUUUCCGGCAAAGAACGGGAUCAGUUACACCGAACUCCUUCAUCAGAUCAUGACCAAGAAGCUGAACACGCAGCCAUUGGAAAAGAUGAGUAUUUCGGAAGAUGGCAUCGACUUUCUGCUGCGAAUUAUUCAGAGACGUCCAGAGCAGCGUGCAACGAUAGAGGAGCUUCGGUCUCACCCGUGGUUACAGGGAACAGAAUUCUCGAACGAGGACGACGUUGACGAAGGCCUCCAAAAAGAAGCCUCUCAGUUGAGCCUUCAGGACAGAGAUUCUCCAGUGCGGAUCCCCGCCAGUGUUGAUGGGAUUGACGACGACGAUGACCUCAACUUGGAGCAAUAUGACGGAGAAGGGGUCGAUGACGUGCAAUUCGAUGGCUAUGAGUCUCAAAAGGAGAAUUACACGUUCGGCCAGAUGGACCAACAGCGCUCAAAGCUCUUCGGGGAGGUCAACGGGUCAGCCGUUGGUAGUGCAGGAGUCAUCCCGUCAACUCGCCUGAAUUUGCCGGACUCAGUAGUGAGCUUGGACAGAACAGAAAUCCUUGAUCCCGAGAUCAAGGAUAGCUACGGGUCAGAGGACUCGACGCCUCGGCAGACCAAGAGAUCCCAACCUACUCCGCGCGCCGCCGUCCCAGCAGCCCUGACACAGAGCCGUCGGUCUGUCAGUCGCUCUCUUGAUGAGAUCAACAACAUGACAUUUGACGCCGAGUCCCAGGAUCUCGAGGGUGCAGAGUCCCAGCUGGAGCAUCUGAAUAUGAAAUCGUUGCUUCCCACAAAUGGCAUGUCUUACAUGAGCAGCUUCAACACGAGCAAGAGGAAACCCGGUUACGACAUGAGCGAUGAGUUCGACAACACCCCAAGAGCACGACCCCCUAUCAAGAAACUCAGGUCUGACAGCCUCUUUGGUGAUGCGAUGAGCUGGGACGAAGACAGCGAGCAGGGCUUGUAUGCACAGAUUCCGCCACUAUCUCGUGUCAACUCGAGCAGGCAGAUCGACAAGCCUGUGCAUAAGUCGACUUAUUGGGACGCACGAGACAAGGGAAGUUGGCAUCUCAGAUAUCCAGAGAUGACUCAGUUGCAGCACGAUGCCUUCGCUUCAGCAGCGAAAGCCAGAGGGGAAUCCUUUGCUCCAGGCAAGUCUGCACUCUGGGACUUGGCGAUGAAGCAUUUCCCACCGGCAGAUGGCCAGACGCCGCCGCCGCCUGAGGAUGGUAGCAGUGCAUCUGACGCCGAGUCAAGGGCGUCGAGACGCAGAUCUGACGCAUCCAGUGAUCGGCCCUGGGGCUCGGACAACGCGGGCAAUGAGGACGAAGACAUGCCUGACACACUUCCCCCAGAUCACGGCACCGUCAUCCCGGCUCAAGCGGAUCCACCACUCAACAGAGUCGUGGCCACUCUCGAGUCGGCGGAGGGGUCUGUUGUGUCUGGUAUAUCGGUUCCAAUCAACCAGGCCAUGAUUUCCUGGGGACGAGCCCCGGAAAACACCCAUAUUUACACACCAAAAACAGAGUCCAAGGUGCCCAAGUACGCUCUGAAAGUCAUACUUUGGAAAGAAGGCUACGAACCAUCCAAAAACUUUCGCCCAUGGAACAGUGCGACGGAUGGAUUCCAUUUCUUCAUGUCCACCAAGGCUACCAACGGCAUACAGAUCAACAAGACCGUCCUGCCAUCUGACGAGCCUAAGAACCCCAAAGGUCCCUCAAAGAACUGGAUCGAGUUGCAUGACGGAGACCUAGUAACGUUCUGGAGGUCCGGCAAUGGAGAUGAGCAGCUCAAAGCUAAGCUCGUGUUUCGCUGCAGCUGGGGUGGUUCGUCGCAGCCACGAGCCACGCCUGCUGAGUUGGUCCAGCCAGAUCUCGCUGAACACUUGGAUGCGUCUUGUCGCAAGGCCGAAGACCGCAUCAAGAAGUUGGCGGAAUACGACCACAGCCUGGAAGAAGCCGAUCUGGAUGCCUUGGAGCGGCACAAAAACAUUGAGAGAGAGCGGCUACGGUCGCAAAAUUUUGAGACUAAGCGUCUCGAGGCUUGCCGAAUGUUGGCCAUGCGGGCGAGUCGCCGGAGCUCACCGGCGUCUGCAUCGCCCAUCGUCCCACCGUCUUCGGCGCCACCAGCUAUCAUGACCGGUGUUGGGGCGAUUUCACGACAUAGGAGUGUCCCAGCGCUUAAGCAUGCGACGUCAGGCCUGGACACGCGCGCGCUGCAGACCAUGGCUGAAGAGUAA